Rotaria sordida is the source of this 495-nucleotide messenger RNA. The record is from the annotation of a GenBank genome assembly. NCBI's taxonomy places the organism in Eukaryota, Metazoa, Rotifera, Eurotatoria, Philodinida, Philodinidae.
AUGGCUUCUACUUUACAUGUAAUAAUCAUUCUGGCUCUGCACAGCUUAGUUGUUGCUCAGAAUGCGUCUUCUUAUCCAUUGGGUGAUCAGGGGAAUACAACAAAUAAAAAUGUUGCGAUUAUUGUUCUGUAUGAUAUACGUGGCUUCAAUGUGACAAAUACACGACUAUUCUGUGAACGUCUGGCAUACGAGUAUAAGACACGAGUGUUAAUGCCGGACUUCUUCAGAGAUCAACCCACAGCAAAUGCAACCUGGUCACGUGUCCAACAAGAUCUGCUGACUGUCAAUACAUAUCUCAACUCACAAAACUAUACUAAACUCGCUACCAUCGGCUUCUGUUGGGGUGGUCUUCGGGUAAUGAAAGCAUGUGGAAAUGGAAAUAAUAAUUCCUGGACGAAAACACCAUACUUCACCGCUUAUAUUAAUAUCGUUGUUUUAAAUCAUGUUUUCGUUUAUCAUAUAACAUAUAAAAUAAAAUUAGAGAGUGUACCAUAG